AUGGGCGCGCUGGCCCGGGCGCUGCUGCUGCCGCUGCUAGCUCAGUGGCUCCUGCGAGCGGCCCCGGCUCUGGCCUCCGCGCCCUUCACACUGCCUCUCCGGGUGGCCUCGACCACCAGCCGGGGGGCUGUGCCUACCCCGGGGCCCGGACCCCCCGCUGAGCCCCGCGCGGACGGCCUGGCGCUCGCCCUGGAACCCGCUGGGAGUGCGGCCAACUUCUUGGCCAUGGUGGAUAACCUGCAGGGGGACUCCGGCCGCGGCUACUACCUGGAGAUGCAGAUCGGGACCCCCCCGCAGAAGCUGCAGAUACUCGUUGACACCGGAAGCAGCAACUUUGCCGUGGCUGGGGCCCCACAUCCCUAUAUCGACUCUUACUUUGACUCAGAGAGGUCCAGCACGUACCGCCCCAAGGGUUUUGAUGUCACUGUGAAGUACACGCAGGGGAGCUGGACCGGCUUCGUUGGGGAGGACGUGGUCACCAUCCCCAAAGGCUUCAAUAGUUCUUUUCUUGUCAACAUUGCCACCAUAUUUGAGUCGGAGAAUUUCUUUCUGCCUGGGAUUAGAUGGAAUGGAAUACUUGGACUGGCUUAUGCUACGCUGGCCAAGCCUUCAAGUUCUCUGGAGACCUUCUUUGAUUCCCUCGUGGCACAAGCAAAAAUCCCCAACGUAUUCUCCAUGCAGAUGUGUGGGGCCGGACUGCCAGUAGCUGGAUCUGGUACCAACGGAGGUAGUCUUGUCCUAGGUGGAAUUGAACCAACUUUGUACAAAGGAGACAUCUGGUACACCCCUAUUAAGGAAGAGUGGUAUUAUCAGAUAGAAAUUCUAAAAUUGGAAAUUGGAGGCCAGAGCCUUAAUCUGGACUGCAGAGAGUACAAUGCGGACAAGGCCAUCGUGGACAGUGGCACCACGCUGCUGCGCCUGCCCCAGAAGGUGUUUGACGCCGUGGUGGAGGCUGUGGCCCGCACGUCUCUGAUUCCAGAAUUCUCUGAAGGUUUCUGGACUGGUUCCCAGCUGGCAUGCUGGACGAAUUCUGAAACACCUUGGUCUUAUUUCCCGAAAAUCUCCAUCUACCUGAGAGACGAGAACUCCAGCAGAUCAUUCCGUAUAACUAUCCUGCCUCAGCUUUACAUUCAGCCCAUGAUGGGGGCUGGCCUGAAUUAUGAAUGUUACCGGUUCGGCAUCUCGCCUUCCACCAACGCACUGGUGAUUGGUGCUACCGUCAUGGAGGGCUUCUAUGUGGUCUUUGACAGAGCUCGGAAGAGAGUGGGCUUCGCGGCCAGCCCCUGUGCAGAAAUCGCAGGUGCUCCGGUGUCUGAGAUUUCCGGGCCUUUCUCAACAGAGGACAUAGCCAGCAACUGCGUCCCUGCCCUGCCGUUGAACGAGCCCAUCUUGUGGAUCGUCUCUUAUACUCUCAUGAGUGUGUGUGGAGUCAUCCUUCUUGUUUUAAUCACCCUGCUGCUACUUCCGGUCCGGUGUAGGCAUCACCCCCGAGAUCCCGAGGUGGUCAACGAUGAGUCCUCGCUCGUCCGGCAUCGCUGGAAAUGAAGAGAAAAGCCUAGUGACCGUGAACUCGACAAUUAAGACGAUUCAGUGCAGCAGGCAGGGGUUAUAAGGCAAGGCUUCUUCCUGUGCGCAUUAGUCUUAAAUUUCUGUUUGCUCCCAGAUGCCUUCCAGAUUCACUGUAUUUUGAUUCUUGACUUUACAGCUUCCUCUUUCCCCCUUACUUCCAAGGAAAAUGAUAAUAAAAAAGCACCUCAUUCUUAAUCAAAACAGAGUGAAUUGGGCUUCAGGCUUUAUGUAGCUGGUUAUGCCAAACUAUGUGGGUGAGCCACCCCUCCCCAAAAAAAAAAAGAAACCAACCACAAGCCUUGGCUUGUUCUCUUUUCCCUUCUAUCUCUGGAGAAAUAAGUGCAUAUACUUUAUAACUCUUCUUAGCUAAUGGAAGCUUUUUGUAUUGAUCACAUUUAAGGGUAUUUUGUACCAGGAUCCGCCUGAGUCAAAGUGAUAACAAGAAGGUUUGCAAUAUGACAGCAGGAGAAGUAGUCUGGGUCCUGAUGAUAAAAAAGCAUCCUGCCCUCUUCGGAGUUGGAAGGAGAGCAUCAGGCCCCUUUUCUGGGUCUCUCUGUGCUCUGCGUGCGUGUUCAGUCUCUUCAGUUGUUUCCAACUCUUGGUGAUACUAUGGACUGUUGCCUGUCAGCCUCCUCUGUCCACAGGGUUCCCCAGGCAAGAAUACUGGAGCGGGUUGCCACGCCUUCCUCCAGGAGAUCUUCCUGACCCAGGGAUCGAAUUCAUGGCUCUUGCAUCUCCUGCAUUGGCAGGGGGGUUCUUUACCACUAGCACCACCUGGGAAGUCCUGGGUCUCCCUGUGAUCUGAAGGAGAGCUGGACUCUACUAGGAAGAGAUGAUCACUCAAGUCUUCACCAGCCUCUUCUGAAGACGGAAGGCCUUCAAGUGCAAAGGAAGCGUACUCUUUGUACUCAGUACUUGCAUAGUACUAUGGGUGUGAAAGUAAAAACUACCUCUGUCAACACUUUAUCCAGGGUCCUGUGCCUGCUGGGGGUACAGGCAGCCUGCUUCCAGCCAUUGCCCCCGCCUAAAGAAUCCUCUUUCCAGCAGGAGAGAUGUAAUAGGUGCUGAACCACAGAUCAACCUGGAGAUGUUCUGUCAUGGAGCUGGUUAUCAUCACAUACUCUUACUCUUACCCAAAAUGAAUAAACACUGUAUGAAGGAGAAAAACA
Messenger RNA from Dama dama (fallow deer), 2738 nucleotides. It is a transcript of the gene BACE2, whose product is annotated as beta-secretase 2. The transcript is spliced from 9 exons. Gene Ontology annotation, molecular function: aspartic-type endopeptidase activity. Gene Ontology annotation, cellular component: endosome; trans-Golgi network; membrane. NCBI's taxonomy places the organism in Eukaryota, Metazoa, Chordata, Mammalia, Artiodactyla, Cervidae. The coding region runs from base 1 to 1545 and encodes 514 amino acids. The record is from RefSeq and is a predicted model, not a curated record. Gene Ontology annotation, biological process: amyloid-beta metabolic process; membrane protein ectodomain proteolysis.